Messenger RNA from Pomacea canaliculata, 1239 nucleotides. RefSeq names its product F-actin-monooxygenase MICAL3-like. The record is from RefSeq and is a predicted model, not a curated record. NCBI's taxonomy places the organism in Eukaryota, Metazoa, Mollusca, Gastropoda, Architaenioglossa, Ampullariidae. The coding region runs from base 1 to 1239 and encodes 412 amino acids. The transcript has 8 exons.
AUGGAUGAUGAUAAUGUGCAGCACUCUGCCAAUGCCACAUCCAGUGCUAGCGACCGAGAAUCACGUAAUUUUGCAAGCAAAGACAAGAAGAGGAGAGUUCGUGAGAAGACCAAGGCACCCAAAGCUGCAUCUGCUGAGGCGAAGUCUAAAGUAAAGCUGCGCAAGGCAGAUGACAGUCCUGAGGAGGAGAAGAAUGCCAAGAAGGAGAAGCGUCGUUCAUUGCUGGACAUGCUGCUCUCUCAUAAGUCCCUAGAGAAACGUAAAGGCAGCAAAGAAAGAAUCGCUGUGGCUACCCAUGUGCACAGUAGCAUUGGUGAGACCCCAACCCAUUCAGUCUCAGUCAUCAAGCAAAGUAAGAAGGGAGGCAAGUUGGAGGAGAGUUUGGAAGGUGCUUUAAGUUCUGAGCUCCAAGGAUUGCAGAUUUCAGUGUUUGACAAGCGUGGAAAAAAGGCAGCAAACGGCGUACCUGCAACCUUGAAGGAAUACAAACAUACCCUUCCUGUAGCACCAAAGGCAUCAGCAUCAGUUAACAGAUGUGUGUCCACUUUUCUUGCAGUGGAUGAGUUUUCGGACUCAGAUGAGAGUCAGAUGUCCAUGUCUACAUUACUGCGGAGAAUGGAUGGUGUGUCAGAAAGCGUAGACGAGCGAGUGGCCCGCAAGCUGCAGCGUGUAGCCAUUCGACAGCAGAAGAGGGCUGAGCAACAGAGACUCCGAGCUGCACAAGAGAUCCAGCGCCGAAUGCAGGAAGUGGAUGAGAGACAGAGGGAGCUGGAAGACCGUGGCAUUGCUGUAGAAAAAGCUUUGAGGGGAGAAGGGCCAGAAGCAGAUGUUGAUGAAAACCAGUUGAUGGGAGAGUGGUUCAGCCUUGUGCAUGAGAAGAAUGCUUUAGUGCGGUACGAGUCGGAACUCAUGGUCAAAGCCAAGGAACUUGAGUUAGAGGACCGACAAGCCAGACUGCAGCAAGAGUUCAGAGAUCGCUCCCUGAUGCCAGACAUGGACAAGACUCCAGAGGACAUUGAAGAAGAAGGCCAACUUCUGGAUGAGCUUCUGGAUGUGGUGGAGCAGCGUAAUGCACUAGUGGCCAUGUUGGAGGAAGAAAGACUCAGGGAGCAACAAGAAGACCGAGAGCUGGAGGACAUGAUGGUCAAGAAAGGCUUCGUCUUGUCCCCUCUCAACUACUCUCGUCAUCUCAGAUCUGCUGUGGAAGAGGAGCCAGAUCCAAACAUCCCCCAGACAUAG